Aspergillus niger is the source of this 309-nucleotide messenger RNA. RefSeq lists its product as hypothetical. NCBI's taxonomy places the organism in Eukaryota, Fungi, Ascomycota, Eurotiomycetes, Eurotiales, Aspergillaceae. Bases 1 to 309 code for a protein of 102 amino acids. The record is from RefSeq and is a predicted model, not a curated record. The transcript has 3 exons.
AUGGCUCUCCCAUUAGAUAUCGUGUCAAUAAGCUAUAUCGCCAUUUACUGGAUUUUAAAUCGCGCAGAGGCACUAAUUGCAUACUCCAUAACUAGCCAAAGGCGGACAUUAGGUGAUGGCAACUACUCCUACCGCUUUAUUGACCGCCAUAUGCGGCAGAAACUAUUGAACCUCGUUGAAAAAACCUCGGAUUUAGCGGGAUUUGGAAACAUACAGCUCCCAAAGAAGUCAUCUCAGAUUCUCUUGACUCUAAUGCUCGAGUCGCGUAUUACAUCGCCACAAUUCGACAUUGUCACACUACACGACUAA